UAUUUCCUUAGGGCAGAUACUUGCCACGUGGCAUACGAGAUCUUAAAAGUCGGCUAUCGAUAGCUUAUCAAAACCCAUCUUUACCCUAAUUUGUUAUUUUUCUACUUUGCUUCCCUGUAACGCCGAUAAAAAAGGGGAAAGUCCCUAGAAGAAAAGGAAAAAAAAAUGGCCUCGAAGCUUCUUCGUCAAACCCUAACGAAAACCAAACCAACCAAUGUCAUCCGCCGCUUCUCCACAGCGGCUGCCAUCGCUUCCCCUUCAGAGUAUGAGGACCCAACAGGAAUCACAAUGAAAGGCGUGAAAAUUGCGGGCCGUCCGCUUUACCUCGACAUGCAAGCGACUUCCCCAGUGGACCCUAGGGUUUUAGAUUCGAUGCUACCGUAUUACCUUUCCCGUUACGGAAACCCUCACUCCCGUACUCAUCUCUACGGUUGGGAAUCGGAAACCGCCGUCGAAACCGCCCGUGCACAAGUUGCCACACUUAUCGGAGCUUCCCCGAAAGAAAUCAUCUUCACUUCUGGCGCCACCGAAUCGAACAACAUCUCAAUCAAAGGCGUCAUGCAUUUUUACAAAGACAAGAAGCGCCACGUUAUCACGACCCAAACGGAGCACAAAUGCGUUCUGGAUUCCUGCCGGCACCUUCAACAGGAAGGUUUUGAGGUAACUUAUUUGCCUGUUGGGUCUGAUGGGCUUAUUGAUUUGGAUAGAUUAAGAAAAGAAAUCCGGCCCGAUACUGGGUUAGUUUCUGUUAUGACGGUCAAUAAUGAAAUUGGGGUGGUUCAACCGAUUGAGGAAAUUGGUAAAAUUUGUAAAGAAUUUAAUGUCCCUUUUCAUACUGACGCUGCACAAGCUUUAGCGAAGAUUAAGAUUGACGUAGACAAAUGGAAUGUUAGUUUAAUGAGUUUAAGUGGGCAUAAAAUUUAUGGACCUAAAGGAGUUGGGGCUUUGUAUAUGAGAAGGCGGCCACGGAUUAGAGUUGAGCCGCAAAUGAAUGGAGGUGGGCAAGAGAGAGGGAUAAGGAGUGGGACUGUGCCUACUCCACUUGUUGUUGGGAUGGGAGCGGCGUGUGAGUUGGCGUUGAAGGAAAUGGAGUAUGAUGAGAAGAGGAUUAAACGUUUGCAAGAGAGGUUGUUGAAUGGGAUUAGGGAGAAGAUUGAUGGGGUGGUGGUGAAUGGAAGUAUGGAUAGGAGGUAUGUUGGAAAUUUGAACUUGUCGUUUGCAUAUGUGGAAGGGGAGAGUUUGUUAAUGGGGCUGAAAGAAGUGGCAGUAUCUAGUGGGAGUGCUUGUACUAGUGCAAGUUUGGAGCCUUCGUAUGUGUUGAGAGCAUUGGGUGUGGAUGAGGAUAUGGCACAUACCUCAAUUAGGUUUGGGAUUGGGAGGUUUACUACUGAGGAGGAGAUUGACAGGGCAGUUGAGCUUACCGUGAAACAGGUUGAGAAAUUGAGGGAAAUGAGUCCGCUUUAUGAGAUGGUGAAGGAAGGGAUUGAUAUUAAGCAGAUUCAUUGGGCACAACAUUGAUCAAGUUUUGAACAUGGUUGAGGCUGUUUUGAUAUGGAUUGCAUGUCAAAGGAAUAUUGGCCUCCGGCUAAAGCUGCUUAAGAAGAGCUGGGAUCGUGUCACUUUAUCCUGGUUUUCUUUUGUCAUCCUUGUAAGCCUUGUGAGCUGUCAUAGUUAAUUUAUAUGGUUAGCAGAUGGAUCAUCUAUUGGGCUGGUGUUAGAGUAAAACAUACUCAAACUCUUUAAACAUAGGCAUAUCCUAAUUUGAUAAUAGGAAUAAUAAGAGAUGCUUCUGCUAUAGUAACAAAAUUGUUUUUUUUUUUCAUGUUUUAUUACCUCUGAGCUCACUUGUGUUGAUUACAAAAUACUCAUUACUUAUAAUUAUACUCCAAUUCUGCUA
Durio zibethinus is the source of this 1897-nucleotide messenger RNA. Lineage: Eukaryota; Viridiplantae; Streptophyta; Magnoliopsida; Malvales; Malvaceae. The record is from RefSeq and is a predicted model, not a curated record.